GCAGCUCAACAGCUGGAUGAAAACUGGAACCUGAUGCGAGAGGGUCUCCCAGAAGUCCCCAAGGUGACUGAUUGGUUGGUUCAGGCAACGCCUUCUGCCGCAAGGAUCGGUUUUGAUCCACAACAGUUACUCUUCUUCGCUGUGGAGUCGACUAUUCGCGAUCUGGCGUGUGCAGAAGCCAAGAUUUCUGCAGGGUCUGCCCCAAGACAGCUAAUUCCGGUGCCCGGUGCCAAUCUGGUCGACUGCGUUUGGGAGAACUGGGAGGAGGCUGCCAGUCGGCGUCCACCUCGUCCACGCAAGCCCAUCUCGAGUGUGCCCGUCAGUUUUGCGGGUCAGACCUGGCAGGAGAAAUUGGAUAACUUGCGAGCUCAGAUGGUGAAGGAGAACGUAGGUGCGGUGGUGAUCUUUGCGCUGGAUGAAAUCGCCUGGUUGCUGAACCUCCGCGGUGACGACAUUUCACACAAUCCCGUCUUCUUCGCGUACCUCGUGGUGACGCGAGAUGUGUUACAUCUGUUCAUCGACGCUGAGCGAGGAGCGGGGUCAGUGGAUCUUGCAGAGUACUUUUCAUGUGAUUCACAUAAGGUAGAACGGCAUGCAUACAGCGACUUUCGCGGUUGGAUGUCAGAACUGAAGGGAAACCGGGCCAUUUUAGAGGCUGGACGCGUCUGGCUACCGCCAACUGCCAGCUAUGCUCUGAUGGACGCCAUUCCUGUCAACCUGCGUUACAUCGAAAUCUCCCCUCUCUCCUCCGCCAAGGCCAUCAAAAAUGAAGCCGAGCUGGCAGGCAUGCGCCAGACCAAUCUCGUGGACUCCUUGGCUCUGUGUGAUUUCUUAGCUUGGCUAAAGGACAUCACCAGCCCUGCCCAAUCACCGGCAGGCGAUGGUGCAGCUAGUUCUGAUCCCUGCGGCGUUGUGGCCGAUCCCCCAAGGAUACGAGCUGCGGCGGAGGGCUGCAAGGGCCUUAGCUUUGCUACUAUAUCCGGUAUUGACGAAAACGGUGCCAUCAUCCACUACCACGUGGGUGACUCUACUAAUCCUCGUCCGUUAACGGCGAACUCCAUGUACCUGAUUGAUUCCGGUGGUCAGUACAGCACAGGUACAACCAACGUCACUCGAACUGUCCACGUGGGCACCCCAACGGUUGAGCAACGGGAGGACUUCACCCACGUGCUAAAGGCACUCAUCAGUCUGGCAACUUUACUCUUUCCAGAUGGGACUACCGGAACUGCGCUUGACGUGGUUUGA
Messenger RNA from Dibothriocephalus latus, 1245 nucleotides. The record is from the annotation of a GenBank genome assembly. Lineage: Eukaryota; Metazoa; Platyhelminthes; Cestoda; Diphyllobothriidea; Diphyllobothriidae.